Molecule: messenger RNA, 2349 nt
Organism: Anguilla anguilla (European eel)
Lineage: Eukaryota; Metazoa; Chordata; Actinopteri; Anguilliformes; Anguillidae
Gene: trmt1
Product: tRNA methyltransferase 1
Exons: 16
Coding region: 215-2272 (685 amino acids)
Biological process (GO): tRNA N2-guanine methylation
Cellular component (GO): nucleus
Molecular function (GO): RNA binding; metal ion binding
Source: RefSeq, a predicted model, not a curated record
UGACGAGUUUGUGCCUUGGAAGUGUAGGCUACCCUAGUGGAGUCGAGUGUAUGAAUCUGCUGCGCACCAACAACAAAAACUCUUAAACUUAUUUUUUGGAGAAAAGGGAAGAAAUUACUACAUUGAUAGAUAGCUUAUUAGGGGUAAGAGUUAUUUUAUGAGGCACUGCAGCGAUAGCCAUUCGCUAACAAGCUAAUGCUCAGUUAGAAGCUGUAUGCUCGUUAGUGCUGUACGGCUUCUGUGCGUAACUGCCCUCCGUGCGUCGGUGUCCAGCGUACGGGAUCGUCUUCUGAAGACACUGAGUGGAACAGCCGUCACUGCCCACAGAUUGAAGAGCAUGGAUGGUCUCGCAGCCGCUACAGACUCCCAAGUAACCACCGCCAACGGCGGAUCAGAUCCCAAAAGCCAAGAAGUCACGCCCGCAACAGCAGCGCUGAAUGGUACGGUCAAAGAUGCUGUCCCUUCACCAGGUGAAUCCAACCAAGGCACGCCCACUGAAGCAGGACUGUUGCCCGGAGAGACCGUGGUGAAAGAGGGCAAAGCAGCCAUCUUGUUUCCCAGUGCCAACGAGGUUUUCUAUAACCCUGUGCAGGAGUUCAACAGAGACCUGACGUGUGCUGUGAUAACAGAGUUUACACGGGAGCAGCUGGCUCAGCGGGGGGUGCGGGUCCUGGUGCCCGGGGAGAAGGAACGCGUGGUCGUCAGCCUGUCUGAGGAGGGCCAGGGGAUGGAGCGGCAGCAGGAAGAGGAGAAGGAAAUGGAGGAGGAGAAGAUGGAAGAGCAGGGAGGACAGCAGCUGGAGACUGCUGUUGCGGGGGAGCGCUGUGAGCGUGGGCUGCGUGUGCUGGAGGGUCUGGCCGCGUCCGGCCUGCGCUCCGUCCGCUUCGCCCUGGAGGUCCCCGGCCUGCGGAGCGUCACGGCCAACGACUUCUCUGCCCGCGCCGCCGCCCUCAUCGCCCGCAACGCGCAGCACAACGGCGUCUCGCACCUGCUGCAGGCCAGCCAGCGGGACGCCAGCAUGCUGAUGUACGAAGCCCGCGGACGCAAGGACCGCUAUGAUGUCAUCGACCUGGAUCCGUACGGCAGCCCCGCCCCCUUCCUUGAUGCUGCUGUGCAGGCCGUCAGUGAGGGAGGCCUGCUGUGUGUGACCUGCACGGACAUGGCGGUGAUGGCGGGGAACAGCGGCGAGACCUGCUACAGUAAAUACGGCUCCGUGUCCAUCAAGGCCAAGUACUGCCAUGAGAUGGCGCUGCGUAUCAUCCUGCACAGUCUGGACCAGAGGGCGGGGGUGUACCAGCGUUACAUCGAGCCCCUCCUCAGCGUCAGCGCCGACUUCUACAUCCGCGUCUUCGCCAGGGUGUUCUCGGGCCAGGCCAAGGUUAAGAACUCGGCCAGUAAGCAGGCCCUGCUGUAUAACUGUGUGGGCUGUGGCUCCUUCCACCUGCAGAGAAUGGGCAAGCGCGUCAGCCAGGGAAAACACAUGAAGUACUCUGCAGCCACGGGACCCCCCGUUGGCCCUGAGUGUGAACACUGCGGCCACAGGCAUCAGUUAGGGGGUCCAAUUUGGGCAGAGCCCCUCCACAAUACCCAGUUUGUGCAGAAGGUCCUGUCGGCGGUGUCGGGGAACCCGUCUCGGUUUGGGACGUCCCGGCGGAUUGAGGGAAUGCUCAGCAUGAUCACGGAGGAGCUGGAAGAUGUGCCUCUUUACUACACCCUGGACAACCUGAGCAGCACCAUGCACUGCAAUACCCCCCCACUGCUGCAGUUCAGGUCUGCUCUGCUCCACGCUGGCUUCAGAGUGUCCCUCUCCCACGCCUGCAAGAACGCCCUCAAGACCGACGCCCCCCCCGCGGUGCUCUGGGACAUCAUGCGCUGCUGGGAGAAGUGCAACCCCGUGAAGAGAGAGAGGCUGUCAGAGACCAGCCCGGCGUUCCGCAUCCUGUCCGCUGAGCCCACGCUGCAGGCGUGUUUCGAUGUGCGGGAGGACGCCAACCCCCAGUCCCGCCGCCGCCACCUCACGCGCUACCAGGAGAACCCGCAGGCCAACUGGGGGCCCAAAGCCCGCGCCAAGGGAAGCGGGGGGAUUUCCUCAACACUGGAGGACAAGAGGAAACAGUUCCAGAAUAAGAGGAAGGCUCCGGUCACUGACGCCUCCCAACUCAAGAACUUCCCCUGCAAAAAGUUCAGAAAGGGCACAUGUAACCGCGGCGACGAGUGCUGCUAUUCUCACGAACCUCAGCUGGGGUCGGGCGAAGGACAGAAGAUGGAGUGACGUGACGCAGUUCUCUCUCUCGCUGCCUCCACCCAUCCCUCCUUCUCCCAGUCAUCUUCCGCGCGCGAUCCUCCCCU